Molecule: messenger RNA, 4970 nt
Organism: Perognathus longimembris pacificus (Pacific pocket mouse)
Lineage: Eukaryota; Metazoa; Chordata; Mammalia; Rodentia; Heteromyidae
Gene: Camk2b
Product: calcium/calmodulin dependent protein kinase II beta
Exons: 25
Coding region: 46-2217 (723 amino acids)
Biological process (GO): protein phosphorylation
Cellular component (GO): neuron projection; cytoplasm
Molecular function (GO): calmodulin binding; ATP binding; calcium/calmodulin-dependent protein kinase activity
Source: RefSeq, a predicted model, not a curated record
CGCCCGAGCACAGCCGAGCGCCCGCCGAGCCCGUCCGCCGCCGCCAUGGCCACCACGGUGACCUGCACCCGCUUCACCGACGAGUACCAGCUCUACGAGGAUAUUGGCAAGGGGGCUUUCUCUGUGGUUCGACGCUGUGUCAAACUCUGCACUGGCCAUGAGUAUGCAGCCAAGAUCAUCAACACCAAGAAGCUGUCAGCCAGAGAUCACCAGAAACUGGAGAGAGAGGCUCGGAUCUGCCGCUUGCUGAAGCAUUCCAACAUUGUGCGUCUCCAUGACAGCAUCUCUGAGGAGGGUUUCCACUACCUGGUCUUUGAUCUGGUCACUGGUGGGGAGCUCUUUGAAGACAUUGUAGCAAGAGAAUACUACAGCGAGGCUGAUGCCAGUCACUGCAUCCAGCAGAUCCUGGAGGCUGUUCUCCACUGUCACCAGAUGGGGGUCGUCCACAGAGACCUUAAGCCCGAGAACCUGCUCCUGGCCAGCAAGUGCAAAGGGGCCGCCGUGAAGCUGGCAGACUUCGGCCUGGCAAUCGAGGUGCAGGGGGACCAGCAGGCAUGGUUUGGGUUUGCCGGCACACCAGGCUACCUGUCCCCUGAGGUUUUGCGGAAGGAGGCAUAUGGCAAGCCUGUGGACAUCUGGGCGUGUGGGGUGAUCCUGUACAUCCUGUUGGUGGGCUAUCCACCGUUCUGGGACGAGGACCAGCACAAGCUGUACCAGCAGAUCAAGGCUGGGGCCUAUGACUUCCCAUCCCCUGAGUGGGACACUGUCACCCCUGAGGCCAAAAACCUCAUCAAUCAGAUGCUGACCAUUAACCCCGCCAAGCGCAUCACUGCCCACGAGGCCCUGAAGCACCCAUGGGUCUGCCAACGCUCCACAGUGGCCUCCAUGAUGCACAGACAAGAGACUGUGGAAUGUCUGAAGAAAUUCAAUGCCAGGAGGAAGCUCAAGGGGGCCAUUCUCACCACCAUGCUGGCCACCAGGAAUUUCUCAGUGGGCAGACAGACCACCGCUCCGGCCACCAUGUCCACCGCGGCCUCCGGCACCACCAUGGGGCUGGUGGAACAAGCCAAGAGUCUACUCAACAAGAAGGCAGAUGGAGUCAAGCCCCAGUCAAACAGCACCAAAAACAGUUCGGCUAUCACCAGCCCCAAAGGAUCGCUCCCUCCAGCAGCCCUGGAGCCUCAAACCACCGUUAUCCAUAACCCAGUGGACGGGAUUAAGGAGUCUUCUGAUAGCACCAACACAACCAUAGAGGACGAAGAUGCCAAAGCCCCCAGGGUCCCUGAUGUCCUGAGUUUGGUGAGGAGGGGCUCAGGAGCCCCAGAAGCUGAGGGGCCUUUGCCCUGCCCAUCUCCUGCUCCCAUUAGCCCCCUGCCAACCCCGUCCCAGCCCCCUAGGCUCCUGCACUGGGAUUUUGCAUGCCUCACUUCUGGGCGAGCCUGGACAGCUCCUUCUGCUGGUCUGUCGGGAUGCUGCCUUAACCCGCCUUCCUGCUCAAGGCCACUGGACAGCCUAGGAGACCUGAAGAAUCAGGCCUUGACACCACUGCCUCCAGCACCCAGGAUCUCUGACAUCCUGAACUCGGUGAGAAGGGGCUCAGGAACCCCAGAAGUCGAGGGCCCCCUUUCAGCGGGGCCCCCACCCUGCCUGUCUUCGGGUCUCCUAGGCCCCCUGCCCACCCCGUCCCCCAGGAUCUCUGACAUCCUCAACUCAGUGAGGAGGGGCUCAGGGACCCCAGAAGCCGAGGGCCCUUUGCCAGUGGGACCCCCAUCUUGCCCAUCUCCGACUCUCCCUGGCCCCCUGCCCACCCCAUCCCGGAAGCAAGAGAUCAUCAAGACCACAGAGCAGCUCAUCGAGGCUGUCAACAAUGGGGACUUUGAGGCCUACGCGAAAAUCUGUGACCCAGGCCUGACUUCAUUUGAGCCUGAAGCUUUGGGCAACCUGGUUGAAGGAAUGGACUUCCACAGAUUCUACUUUGAGAAUCUGCUGGCGAAGAACAGCAAACCGAUCCAUACAACCAUCCUGAACCCACACGUGCACGUCAUUGGCGAGGACGCAGCCUGCAUUGCCUAUAUCCGCCUCACGCAGUACAUCGACGGGCAGGGCCGGCCCCGGACCAGCCAGUCGGAAGAGACACGUGUGUGGCACCGCCGGGAUGGCAAGUGGCAGAACGUGCAUUUCCACUGCUCCGGUGCACCCGUAGCCCCGCUGCAGUGAGAUGGCCAAGCCUUAGGUCCCCGGGGCCAGAGUGGCAAGCUGAGGAAGGUGACCCGACCCUUGUUGCAGAGCUGCGCCUGGUUUCACCGGACAGAGUUGGUGUUUGGAGCCUGGCUGCCCUCGGGCGCACGGCCUGCCUGUCGCAUGUUUGUGUCUGCCUCGUCCCCUCCCCUGGUGCCUGUGUCUGCAGAAAAACAAGACCAGAUGUGAUUCGUUUUUAAAAAUAAGAUGACGACGACAACCACAUACACACAAAAAAUCGGAUGAAAUGGAAAAAAGCAAACUAAAGGAAAAAGCUGUAAAAAAAAAAAAUCUGGCAUUUGUGGGGCUUUCCCCCACCCCCACCCAAGCUCCACGUGUGUCCAUUGCUCUCUGGCCUUGGGGGACCCUCGGGGCAUCAACAUACCCACAAGCCCCCACUUGCGUGCUGAACGGUUAGUCUGUAGGUUUUGCACUCACCCCACACCUCAGGCGUCUGCAUCCUCCUGCCAACGCAUGGGCCCUGUGUGUGCUUGCCUGGCUGACCGGGCGAUCAGGUGUCUUGGGGAGGGAUGUGGGGCUGCCUCCUUCCCUGCUAGUUGUGCCUGAGCGUCACUGCUGUUCCUGAGUUACUUUCCUUCCCUCAUCUCGUGAAGGGCUGGGUGUGGGCUCCCUCACUGUGGACCCAUUAUCCAGCAUGGACCGUUUCACACCCCUGGGACUGGGCAGAAAAUGGCUGCCUUCUCCCUCCCCAAAGGCCAUAGAAAAACCCUCAAGCACUCUGAGCUCCAGUUCUUUGGUCCUUUGGGAGUAAGGUGUGGAGGGGUACAACUUGUCUACAGGCCCUGUGCCUGGCAAGAGCUGGCCAAGAGGACAUUUGUCUGCAGCUCCAACUAGCACAGCCAUGGAGAGGGAACUGGCUAGAGGCUAGCCUCCUUCCUGACUGGGGGCUUGUCCCUUCCCUGCCAGCCAGCAGCAAAGCAAUGUGGCCCACACCCUGUCUUGCCAACUCCUCCUCCCUGUGCAGCCAGGAUCAGUCUGCCGAGGAUGGUGAGCCUCCAGUGCUCAGUGGCUGCAGGGAGUGGCCAGGCUGCAUCUGGAGUGCUUGCAGAGAUUGGGGUCUGGGUCUGGGGAUGUGUCUGGGCAAUGCAGCAAGUGGUAAAGACAGGUCAGAAAGCAGGAGCCUGUGCUUCUGAAGAGGGAGGAGCCUUGCAGGUGUCUGCUAGAGUUGUAGCACUUUCAAAACCUGGGCCUUGAGGUAAAAGCCAUGGUGAGAGCCAGCCAGGGGCGCAUGGGAGAACAAGGAUGUUUGGGGAUACAGGGUGAAGCCCUUCUAGGAAGGCUAGGAAGACAGCCUAGAGAAAAGGAACGCUAAGGCAGAGCUGUGUGGGUAUGAGGCCUAAACACCAGUAGGAAGAAGGGAGGGUUGGAUCUGGAUGUUAUGCUGCCUCCAGGGCACGGGCGGUGCUCCAGGCCUGGGCUACCUGGGCUUGCUGUGAGUGGUUUGGGUCCCCCUUGAUGGCACCAUGGGAAGGCAGGGCCGUCCCAAGUGCAGUUGGGUGGGGGAGGGGAGGCUGGAGUUGGGUAGGGGCCACCAAGAACCUUACUUGCAGGUGUUCAGAGGCCUCCACCCUGGUGUUACCCACUUGCAAUUCAUGUUUUCAACAAGAAUUUUCUUUUAUCUUUCCCCCCAAGCCAAGCCAAGGGAGGGGCAUAGAGUGGGAAACAGGAUACCAGAGCCUAAAAUCCAAAGGGACUGUCCACCCAUGGACAUUCAGAGUGGACAUCACCUUUUGUCCACACUGCCUGGGACAGCUGUCCCUAUCCAUGGACACAGGGUAAACAUCUGCCAGGCUCUGCACAAGUGGCUCCAGUGGCCACUGGACAGCGGCCAGGCUUGCCACCGACAAUGUGUGGCUCCAUGGCUGGUACCCUGGCCUCCUGCGACCUCCUCCUCUCCUCUCCACUCACCUUGUUAAAUCCACGGAGCUGCCUGUCUGGGAUAAUUCACUGGGUUUUUUUUGUUGUUGUUUUGUUUUUUGUUUUUUCCUGGGGGAUAAUUCUUUUGCAUGACCCUCUCUUAAGAGCAGGCCACUCCUGCUCUGCUAGCUAGGUGUUCACGGGUGGGGCGUUGGCCAGGCCAGCACAGUGGUGCUGGUGGCCUUCUCUCUUCUUUUUGCUGAGUUUCAUUGUCUUUUCUUUCUGAGCCUUGUAGGUGUAUAAAAAUUAUUCUUAUUUUGUUCUGUCUCGGGAAACUGCAAAUAAAAGAAAAACAGGACAAACUGCUUCAGGCGCAGCUGGGUGCUUUAUGCUAGGUCCUUGCCGAUCCCCCUACGACCCAAAGCCCUGCCCACCCCCUGUCCCAGACCUGGUUCAAGCCCAACCCUUGAUGGAGAGUGGGGGGGGGGGGGGAAGAUAUAGGGGCCUCUAGGAUGCCCACCAGCUCUCCCCACUCCUUCAUAUUGUCCUCUCAAGUCUUCGGGGCCCUAGCCUGCCCACCCUGGAUGCUGGGAUCAAAACUGGCUUCCAGCCCCAAUGGCACGACCUCUCCAGUCAUCCCCUUGGCCUGUAAGUUCAGUAGGUAAUGAGGCCAGAAAGAAUCCUUUCUAAGCAGGAAGGAGUUACAGGACCAGGCUUUCCUUUCACCACCCCCCUAUUUGACACAUGUUGGCAGUUCUGGACAUGAGGACAUGUAUCCAGAACCACCAGGCCUGUUCCCAUGCACUAUGCAGAUAGACACACUAGUGAUAGCACCUUUGCACAGAGGCUAUCAC